Messenger RNA from Didymella exigua CBS 183.55, 2298 nucleotides. RefSeq lists its product as uncharacterized. Lineage: Eukaryota; Fungi; Ascomycota; Dothideomycetes; Pleosporales; Didymellaceae. The coding region runs from base 103 to 2208 and encodes 701 amino acids. The transcript is spliced from 3 exons. Gene Ontology annotation, molecular function: ligase activity, forming carbon-nitrogen bonds; ATP binding. The record is from RefSeq and is a predicted model, not a curated record. Gene Ontology annotation, biological process: tRNA processing.
GCGUCGAACUUCGUGCAUUACCAGAUCCAGCCAAUCCAACUUCGACAUUUCGUCACUUGUUUGUAUUUUUGUAAUUGUACGUUCCUUAAUGCCACGACGUUUAUGUGGAGAAGCAAUGUCAUCAGGUUGAGGAACUGCUCCUCUGCUGCGGCAUGGCGCAACACCAGGUGGUACAGCUCGCAGACAAGCCUGCCGAUCACGAACAAUGAGUUCGAGGCCGCUCUCCAGCGUACUGGCUGGGACAGAUUUCAUUUCGAGCACGGUCGUCGAAAGCUAGGCAUGGCCAUCAGUGGUGGCGUUGAUUCCAUGGCACUUGCUGCAUUGUAUGCAGAGCUCAUUGCUGUCCGAAAUUACCCGGGUCUAGCGCACGCGUUCAUUGUGGAUCAUAAAGUGCGCCCGGGGAGCACCGAAGAGGCAGAGUGGGUGGCUCAGCAGUGUCGCUCAAAGUUUGGCAUGGAAGCCUCCGUCCUGCCUCUCUCCUGGCCCGCCGACUUCGAUCCCCUCGACCACAAGGGGUUCGAAACAGCCGCACGCACUCUACGGUAUCAAGCCCUCGGUCGAGCCUGCCAUAACGCGAACGUGUAUAGAUUGAUGGUCGCCCACCACGCCGACGAUCAGGCCGAGACAGUCUUGAUGCGCCUUGCUAAUGGCCGGCUGCGCCUUGGUCUGCAGGCAAUGCAACCUAUUGAAUGGAUCCCCGAAUGUCAUGGCCUGCAUGGAAUAUCGCAUAGUGGAGUGACGCACGGCAAGUUCAACAACCCAGACUUGGAGCAUUUGCCAUUUCCGAUUGAAAACGGUGGGGUGAAGAUUCUGAGGCCUCUGCUCAACUUCUCUAAAGCGCGGCUACUCGCAACGUGCAAACACCACGAUAUUGCUUGGGCGGAAGAUAAGACGAAUCAUUUGCAGACAUACACGUCGCGCAACGCGAUUCGUCAUGUGUUGAAAAACCAUGAGCUACCUGCUGCGCUCAGUGUCCAGUCACUUGUGGAUGUGUCCAACCACAUGCAGCAACGCGUCGCUACGCAUAAAGAGGAAGCAGAAUGGCUGUUCCUUGAAUGCAAAAUUCAGCUGAACAUCCAAACAGGCUCGCUACACAUCCAGUUCCCUUCGUUUCGCCGACUUCUCUUCGGCCUUCUGUUGACCAAAAAGCCAACUUAUGAGCUUACCCAGUCCGACCUGAUCAACGCCAGGGAUACUGCAACGCUCCUUCUUGCACGAGUUGGUCAAUUGAUUUCGCCGAGGGAAGAUCCACCAUUGGCCGAACUCGCAGCCAGCGUUAAAAACAUCUGGCCUGAGUUCAAAGAACUGGAAGAGGCUGAUCUCGCCCAGACCGGUACGCCCGAAAGCAACUUCAGCUACUGUGUCUUUGGUAUAUGGUGGCGUAAGUGGAACGGAUCUAUAGGCGCUAUCGAGGAAAAGGACAAGAGACGUCAGGACAACAUGAACUGGUUCCUUACACGUCAACCUUUGGAUAACCGUCGCGGGGCCUGGGAAGGUUUUGUCUACCCCCCUUCCCAUGUCGUCCCACUGAUACAAAACGCCUCGUCUGCAUCGACUAGCAGAGUGGGCAACGAGUACCAGCUCUUCGAUAACCGCUGGUGGAUCUGCAUCAAGAACAAUUCCACUGAAGAGCUAAGACUUCGCUUCUUUUCAAAAGACGACUACGCUCGCUUGCGUGCGAGAGAUACAGAGCGUGAAGCUGCCAGUGUUGCCUUCACUGCCUUGUCCAUGCUUACGACCGCUGACCUUCGUAUCAACAACCUGCCCGCGAUAUUUCGCGUCAAUGCUGAAACGAAGAAGGAAUUCCUCGUUGGUUUCCCGACGCUCAACGUUAACGUAGGAAACUAUGGCUUUCACAAAGACGUCUGCACGUGGCGCGUGCACUACAAGAAGAUCGACUUGGGUCCCAAAGAUAUUGCUGCGAUUAUCGUUCCGCGCGUCACGCGGGAGCAGAUUGAAGACAAGAUGGGCAAGUACUCAAGGUUCGUGGCUCCAAGACGCGCCUUCAAACAGAAGAGUGAGCGCGAGGAUAGAAGGCAGAAUUGGCUGGAGAAGAAGCGCCAGGCGGAAGCACGGUCUAGGGAGCGAAAGCAAGAGGCAGGCAUUCCCCUGGUGCCGGUCGCCGAGUUCAAACGGCGCGGUAAGUCGGGGAAGGAAGAAGUCGGCGGAUAUAAGAUCAAGUGGGAGAAUCUUGGUGAUAGGCUUUGAAGUCCUACAAUGCACAAAUACCCGUCGCGAAACAAGCCAAUCUACACUUUCCAACCGCCACACGUUAGUGGCCAUCAAGAGAUUCGCACU